UUCCCGAAACUUGUCAUUUGUUAAUUCCACUGAAACAACGACUAACCUCGUCUGAUUAAAAAUAAACUUGCUUGUAUUAAGCGUCAGUCGUUUGAAAAAUCCUGAUCUAGUCACACAGUGCCGCUGAAAACUCCUGAAAAUGGACGCCAUGGACGAGUUGUCCAACAUCACGGGCAACUUCUCCGACGAGCUGGUGGAGUCCCAAGUCCCCCUCCACGAGCGAAUCUUCCUCGAAUUGUUCACAUUGGUGGCCUUGCUCUCACUUGCCGCCAAUUCGCUUCUCAUUUUCGUCAUCGUCAAGUAUAAGAAGUUGCGAAAAGACGCCACCAAUGUGAUUUUCCUCCACGUCAACAUCCUCCAAGCUGUUUACUUCUUCAGUGCACCGCUGACGUGGCGCACGGCCAUCUACUUUUUCCUCGACUCUCCGGUGCAUUUCACCGUGUUUUGUGCCCUGUUUCAAAUCGAGGCUUGUGUGGGGGCGGCCAUUAUCGGAUUUUUGUUCCUCCUCAUCUGUGAUAGUUAUCUCAAGAUUUAUUAUAAAGAAAAAUACCGGAAAUUUUGUCGAAUUUACAAAUUUUUCAUAAUUGUGAUCUAUAUCCUCAUGUUGUGCACUUGCACGAUCACUGUCAAUGUUUGUUUCGGUAGACAUAUGUUUGCGUUUACUUAUGUUUUCAUCUUUUUUGCGAUUUGUGUUGCCAUUGCGAUUUUAAUCAUCAUUGAUAUUAUUCACGUUUUCAGGAAACGGAAAUUGACUAAUUACAAAGACAGCAAUAUUGGUUUAGUUGUUGCGAAUUUUUAUUUCUUAUUGUGGACUCCUUGUGUUAUUUUUUUGCUCACCAGUUUUAUACGUGGUCAAGGUGGACACAUUACGCUCAUACUUUUAUUUGUACUCGGAUUUACAAGUCCGAUUUUUAAUUUAAUUUAUGUUUAUUGUUGUGAUAAUAACUUUAAUGUGUUUCUGAGACAGGUGUUUACGUGUAGGUGUAAGGAAUACAAAAAUGAGGAUUUGGAAGACCAAUCUGUGGUUUAUAGUGAUGUUAAUGGCGUGCAAAUUAACGCAAAUUAAAUUAAAUCCAAUUAGAAAUUGCUGCUUUAUGAUUGUUAAAAUAAAAAAAAAUUCUUUA
Molecule: messenger RNA, 1124 nt
Organism: Tribolium madens (black flour beetle)
Lineage: Eukaryota; Metazoa; Arthropoda; Insecta; Coleoptera; Tenebrionidae
Product: kappa-type opioid receptor-like
Exons: 2
Coding region: 140-1066 (308 amino acids)
Biological process (GO): G protein-coupled receptor signaling pathway
Cellular component (GO): neuron projection; membrane
Molecular function (GO): peptide binding; G protein-coupled receptor activity
Source: RefSeq, a predicted model, not a curated record